Rhizophagus irregularis DAOM 181602=DAOM 197198 is the source of this 1320-nucleotide messenger RNA. RefSeq lists its product as uncharacterized. Lineage: Eukaryota; Fungi; Glomeromycota; Glomeromycetes; Glomerales; Glomeraceae. Gene Ontology annotation, molecular function: hydro-lyase activity. The record is from RefSeq and is a predicted model, not a curated record.
AAAAUGGGUUGGAAAAAAUGAAUUUCUUUCAAGAAAUACAAACAAAUUAUGAUAUUAAAGAUGAUACAAUAAAAAUAGUUGAAAUGCACACGUGUGGAGAACCAACACGUAUAAUAGUUAAAGGAUAUCCACCAAUAAAAGGGUCAACAAUAUUAGAAAAAAGAAGAUAUGUACAAGAAAAUUUAGAUUAUCUACGUAAAAGGAUAAUAUUUGAACCAAGAGGCCAUAAAGAUCAGUAUGGGGCAAUUUUAAUUAAAAAUAGCAAUGAAAAUGGCGAUGAAACUGUAGACAUCGGAGUAUUGUUUAUGCACAAUGAAGGAUAUUCUACUAUGUGUGGACAUGCUACAAUAGCAUUAGGAAGAUUCCUAAUCGAUUCUAAUAUAUUGAAUUUUUCUAAUGAUGGACAAGUUAGAAUUAACAUUGAAUGCCCCUGUGGAAUUGUACCAACAUUUGUUGAUACUAUUCGACUCUCAAAUGGAAAAUUACAAGCUAGAUCCGACAAAGAUGUUAAAUUUCAUUCAGUACCAUCAUUUGCAGUCGCAAUAAAUGUUUCGAUUGAAUUUAAAGGAAGAAAAAUUAGGGUUGAUAUUGCAUUUGGAGGAGCAUUUUAUAUUAUUAUUUCGGUUAAAGAAUUACUACCCGACAUUGUGCAAGAAAAUUAUCAUAAAAUUAUGCUAGAAAAUUUUAAGUACAUUACAGAAUUGGCAGGUGAUCUUACGGAGAAGUGCAGGAACUCAAAAGAAUUUAUCCAAAAAUAUAUAAUACAUCCAGAUAAUUUGAAACAAGAUUUAAAUUUCUUAUACGGUACCAUAGUAACUAAUGACAUAUAUAAUAUUUGUAUCUUUGCAAAUAGAGAAAUAGAUAGAUCACCUUGUGGAUCGGGAGUAUCAGCCAGAGUCGCCUUACAAUAUGCAAAAGGUAUUUUACAAUUGAAUCAAACUUGUUACUAUCAAAGUAUAAUAGGAAACGAUAAUAAGUUUUCAGGAAAAGUUAUUAAAUCUUUAAAAUUACAAGGAAAUGGUAAUAAUAAUUCAGAAGAAAUUCAGGCUGUUAUAGUUGAAGUAGGAGGAAAAGCAUAUUAUACAGGUGUUUCCACCUUAAUAAUUGAAAAAGAUGACACUUUUCAAGAAGGUUUUUUAUUACCAAAUUAAAAGAUAAUUAUCAUUGAGAACAAAUAAAUACAUUAUGUACAAAUAUAACUUAAAAAUAAAUAACUUUAGAUUUAAGUUUAUUUAAUCCUGAAUCAACAUCUUUUUCGUAAUUCAAAAGUGUUGGUCUUAGGAAUCCAAUAUAUAAUCUUUGUGCUCCUUUAGUUUGUGG